Molecule: messenger RNA, 582 nt
Organism: Clonostachys rhizophaga
Lineage: Eukaryota; Fungi; Ascomycota; Sordariomycetes; Hypocreales; Bionectriaceae
Source: the annotation of a GenBank genome assembly
AUGCACAUGGAUGGCCAUUCCCAUAGUUUAUUCGUUGAGGGCCGUUUGAGCAUGAUUACCGUAUCAAUCUUGAGACGUAAAAGGUAUCCCUUUAAUGAUAUGCGCUGGAAAACUAUCCCGUGGCUUAAGCAGCCCAAAUCACCCCAAGACUUGCUCAUCCAUAUUUUGGGCGAAAUACCAGCUCUUCUCGAAGACACAGACACUGCUAUCCUUCAAAAAGAUUCUCAGAAGGCUGCCGUCCUUGAAAAGGUAUUGGGAGAAUGCUGGAAGAUCAACGACCAGCUCAAAUGGUGGUUGGAGAACAUAGGGCCUGAGUCACUCGCUGCCCACACUCUACAAGCUCAGGAACUACCAUCUUCAUCUGCGGCCAAUAACACUGCCGCUGACCAUAAGAUGCGCCUAUACUGGGCUGCUCAUCUCUCGAUACACGCCACGAUUUGGCUCAUUCUUCGCUCGAACCAGCCUAAAAUCCAAAUAAACGAGAAUCACAUCUCUCAUCAGUCCUAUCCUGAACUCUACUGCAUGAAUAUCAUCGAAACCGCGAGAAGAAUUUCCAACCCUCUAGUUGACGCUUUUGAGUAA